AGACCUCAAAGCAACAAGAGCCAUGGCGAGCUGGAUGUUGGCGGCCCUGGUGGUGUCCUGUGUGCUGGUGGGCAGCGUGACUCCUCAGAUCACCUUCUCCAGGUCGUGGGUGCCACAGGGGAAGAGGUCCUCCCCAACUGGCGACAUCCCCGAGCCUCUGGAUCCCUGCAGGGACGCAAGAGCGGCCACUCUCUCCUCCCUUGCUGGUCACCUCUUGGAUAUGAUGAACGACGUGGCGGCAGCUGACCACCGCCCCCUGCCCGACGACGGCACCACGGCACUCAGGCUCAGGAACGCCAUGAUGGACAGGCGUCGCCGCGUGGCUUAGAGGGGAACCCAAGCACUCUUGCCCCAACGCCUCGCCCACUGACUGAGGGGCGGCGGCUGGCGCAGCACACCUGGGCCGCAACACAGCCAGCGCGGGGACGGAAAUGCUCAUCACUAUCACUAUUUUGCCACAAAAACAUGAACGAAAGAAAGAAAAGAAACAUUGUAAAUCUAUAGAUGUGUAAUGUGCAUGUAAGGAUUAACUAGGAUAUUUGAAAAGGGUUAUGAUAAAUGCAGAGCUGCUUGUGUGUGUGUGUGUGUGUGUGUGCGUGUGUGAAAGCAUUCGCGCUCAGUUAAUCUCUUUUCCCUAAUAAGAUACAAAUAUUUUAUAUGAAUAAUUAUUUUUAUAAUUUAGGUUUUGGAAAGACGAAAUGGAAGAUAGACACACAUUUAUUAUUAGUAUUAGUAUUAGUAUUAGUAUCAUAUUAUUAUCAUUAUUAUUAUCAUUACCAUUAUUGUUAUCAUCAUCAGCUUCCUCAUUGCUAUAUGCAGUGAGCUUUACGAAACACACACACACACACACACACACACACACACACACACACAGACUGAGAGGAAAAACAAAAUCAAAGAUGAAUUUCACCACACUCCUCAUGUUAGAACCUUUGUACUUUGACAACAAUUGAAGGGCGUGAGGCGAGGCAGAGAGCAGCCAGAAAGUGUCAACAAACCAUCCUAUUAAUUAAUAAACACUUGAUAUGAA
Messenger RNA from Portunus trituberculatus (swimming crab), 1030 nucleotides. RefSeq lists its product as uncharacterized. The record is from RefSeq and is a predicted model, not a curated record. NCBI's taxonomy places the organism in Eukaryota, Metazoa, Arthropoda, Malacostraca, Decapoda, Portunidae. The transcript is spliced from 3 exons. Gene Ontology annotation, molecular function: hormone activity. Bases 23 to 328 code for a protein of 101 amino acids.